This is a messenger RNA of Branchiostoma belcheri (Belcher's lancelet), 1762 nucleotides long. RefSeq names its product multiple myeloma tumor-associated protein 2 homolog. The coding region runs from base 649 to 1662 and encodes 337 amino acids. The record is from RefSeq and is a predicted model, not a curated record. Lineage: Eukaryota; Metazoa; Chordata; Leptocardii; Amphioxiformes; Branchiostomatidae. The transcript is spliced from 2 exons.
UGGGUUUCAGGUCGCAGCUCUGACGGGAGAGUGAAGCAUUACCUGCUAAGGGUGAAGAGGACCUGACAGACCAUAGCAACUGAUCAGACACAUUGAGUAUCGUUGCAAAACUGUUGAACUGUGUGGAGACUAGUUAUACUUUUAGAUAGUUUUUUGCUGCCAGAAUCUUGUAAAAGUUGCACUCAUCAAUGUCAUUUGGAUCACCUGGAGGAGCACGUUCUUUCAAAGUCUCUCCUCCUGAGAAGGGGUCGUUCCCUCUCGACCACGGUGGAGAGUGCAAGGAGUUCAUGAGGAAGUACAUGAGGUGUCUGAGAGACAAUCUUGGAGAGAACACCAAGUGCAGAGUGGAGUCCAAGGACUAUCUGGAGUGCAGGAUGAAAAAUAACCUCAUGGCCAAGGAAGAUCUUAAAAACCUCGGUUACGGAGACCUCAAACCCACAGCAGAAGCAGGCAGUUUGUAACUCUUUAAAGUACUUGACAGAAAGUGCUCGUGAAUGUCAAUCUUUAGAGAGUGAGAAAGAAUUUGCAGAUUAAAGAGUGUUGAAAAGUGCUGUCUGUUUGUAGUGUCAGACCCUCUUGCAGUUAAGAAUCAGUAAGCUGCAAAUGCUUAAGACUUAGUGUUUAAGGAAGGAUAAAGUAACAGAAACAAUGUUCCAUCCAUCACGAGGAGGGAAUCGGGGUGGGGCUGACCAGUUCACUUGGGAUGAGGUCAAGACAGACAAGCACAGAGAGAACUACCUGGGCCAUUCUGUCAUGGCACCAGUCGGUCGCUGGCAGAAAGGCAAGGACCUGACGUGGUAUGCCAAGGACAAGAAGGCCAGUGGAGCAGCAGGUAAAUCUGAAUUAGAGGCCAUUAAAAGGGCUGAAGAGGAAGCCAUGAUGGCUGCUCUUGGCCACAAGGUAGUCAAAAAACCCUCGGCUGGGCUCACAAAGGAAGAAAUGUCUGAAGUCUUCAAGAGAGGUCAAUCAGAGAGGAACCCAACAGACAUCGAGAGAGAAAAGGGCCUUGGUUUUGGAGCCUCUCGGGCUGCCAUGUCCAUGGCAACACUGGAGGACAGGGAUGCUGAGAAGCGUGGCAUGAUGCUGUUCACUCACAAACGGACAGACCCUAGUGAUACCGGGACUGCAACAAACAAGGAAGAGGAAAGCCCAAAGAAGAAGAAGAAGAUGAAAAAGAAGUCCAAGAAGAAGAGAAAGAAAAAGAAAGAGAAGAAGAAAAGACAUGACUCAUCCUCAGAAUCAUCAUCUGAAUCGGAAUCAGAGGCCAGGUGGAAAGGAAGAGGAGAGGGAAAAAGACAGAGGCAUGACAGCUCGACAGAUGAGGAAGAUCAACACUCAAGCAGACAUGCAGAUAAGAGAAGGGACCAAGGAAGAGAAGAUGGGGUAAAAAGGAAGCAUUAUGAUAACACUGAAUCAAGGAGGGCACACCAUUCGGACAGUCACAGAAGAGCAAGGGAAGAAAUGGACCGCAGAGAGGGCAAGAAGGACAGGGACUCAACAAGGGGACAAGGAGACUACAGGACAAAGUCCCAAGAAGAUGACAAGAGUAAGAGAAGACGUCAUGAUACUGAUAGUGAGGAUGAGCAUGAGAGGGGCAAGAGUGACAGAAAUAGGUCCAGGCACAGGGACAGAGAUGACAGAAGACGGAGAGACAGGUCUUAAACUGAAAGGAUCACAAACUUUUGUUUACCUUGGACAUUUUUAAUUUUAGGAGUGGUUUUAUCCAGCAGACAGCUUGUCUAUAAUGUGCCAAAAAACAGUU